Messenger RNA from Lolium perenne, 1009 nucleotides. RefSeq names its product chitinase 8. Lineage: Eukaryota; Viridiplantae; Streptophyta; Magnoliopsida; Poales; Poaceae. Gene Ontology annotation, molecular function: chitinase activity. Gene Ontology annotation, biological process: defense response to fungus; carbohydrate metabolic process; cell wall macromolecule catabolic process. The record is from RefSeq and is a predicted model, not a curated record.
AGCAGCUUCAUCACACACCAGCAUCGUACAAAGCCCUCGUACAUUCAUUUUAUAUACAGUACCAGGAGCUGAAAGGGAGUCGAUUUCGCUAGCAUGGCGAGGUUCGCUGCGUUCGCCGUGUGCGCGGCCGCGCUCCUUCUCGCCGUGGCUGCGGGAGGCGCCGCGGCGCAGGGCGUCGGUUCGGUCAUCACGCAGUCGGUGUACGACACUAUGCUGCCCAACCGCGACAACACGCUGUGCGCCAGCGGGUUCUACACCUACGACGCCUUUAUCGCCGCCGCCGCCGCCUUCCCGUCGUUCGGCACCACAGGCAGCGCGGACGAUGUGAAGCGCGAGCUCGCCGCCUUCUUCGGCCAGACCUCCCACGAGACCACCGGAGGGACGCAAGGCGCUGCCGACCAGUUCGAAUGGGGCUACUGCUUCAAGGAAGAGAUAACCCCAACGUCUCCGCCCUACCAAGGACGCGGACCCAUCCAAUUGACCGGGCAGUCCAACUACCAGCUCGCCGGGGACGCCAUCGGAGAGGACCUCGUGGGCAACCCUGACCUGGUGGCGCAGGACCCGGUGGUGUCCUUUAAAACGGCCAUAUGGUUCUGGACGACGCCGCAGGGCAACAAGCCCUCUUGCCAGGACGUCGCCGUCAACCGCUGGACGCCGACGGCCGCCGAUACCGCUGCGGGGCGGGUGCCCGGAUACGGCGUGAUCACCAACAUCAUCAACGGCGGGCUGGAGUGCGGCACGGGCCCGAACGUCGACAGGAACGUCGACCGUAUCGGCUACUACACGCGCUACUGUGGCAUCCUCGGCACGGACGCCGGGGACAACCUCGACUGUUAUAACCAGCAGAACUUCGCCCAAGCCUAGAACUUGUUUGAUUAAUGUAGGCCCCACGGCAGUCACAAUGUAUGCAUGUACGUCUAUGAUAGUAUGCGCUAUAUAUAUGCGCCUUAUGAAUAAAUGACAUAUAGUUAUGCCACUGUGGAAUAAAGAAUUGAAGACGUGAUCUGGU